This is a messenger RNA of Hymenoscyphus albidus, 1438 nucleotides long. The record is from the annotation of a GenBank genome assembly. Lineage: Eukaryota; Fungi; Ascomycota; Leotiomycetes; Helotiales; Helotiaceae.
AUGGCUGAAAUAUCUCUUGAAUUGCAAUUGAGAACUUCCAGCCCCCCCGCGCCCGAGCCUACUCUUCGAGCUCGUCAUCGUCGGUUUUUUGAAAGCAAGAGAAGAGAAAACCGAAGCAUCGAAGAAAGAGGCCAUCAUAAACACAAAUUGAACAAGAACGGGACUUUCGACACAAGUGAUAGUAGUGAUGAUGGGGGCGCCUCUAAAGCGCGUGUUCCUCGUCCGCUUCCCCCAGGCGCAACGCCAACAUUAGCAGCAACAACCUCUUCACCUGUAGGUACCUUGUAAUUCUGAAUAUUCUGUCAUUUUCUUGCUAUCAAUAGGCUCGCUUGGCUCCUCCGAAGCCCCCACAAUCGUGGGUAACUUCAACCUUAGCAUCUAUACCAACAACUUCGUUGCCAAUACCUACGGUAGGUUUUGGCAAUACUACUCGUUGACAGGAGAAACUAAUUCCACCCCAAAGCGUCCUCCUAUUACCAAUGAAACUCCUGCAGCCCGGCUAGCUGACCAAAAAGCCGCUCCAACUGUACCACCUCCGCAAGUAUCAAAGACUCCAGUGGCCGCCCCUCAACCAACACCCUUUCCAACAUCAUCAGAUACCCCAAAUGUCUCCGGAAUCCCCACAAAUAUCGGGGGGCUUGGGGGUCCAGGUAUAAAUGGGUUUACACGCCACGCGUCAUCAGGUUCUACGAUAUCAGGCGGUAUGGUUACGGGAAUAGUUUCAGGGGUUGUUGGUAUGUAAUUCUCCCCUAUCAAAUCAUUCAAUAUUAACAAACUACAGGACUCAUCAUUGCUGCUGUACUUGCUAUUAUUUUCAUAAGAAAACGUCGUCUUCGUCACCUAAGCUACCCACGUGGUGCUCUACCACCCAUGAGUCAAGCGAGUAGUGGGAAACCGCCUUCGGUUAUUACCAGAGCUAGGCAACGCGCUGAAAGUAUACUGUGGGGGAGUCAAGCAACUGUUGGUGUAUGAUCUCUCUCUCCUUCUCUCCUUCUCUCCUUCUCAUCAAAUUUCGUUUUCAAAAAUGCUGACAAUUCCUUCUAGACCCGAACAGAGGCUAUUUCCCAGCGUCAACCAUUCCAGCGUCCAUGAAACCAGGUGGAAAACACAACAAAGACGGACUUAACCUGCUCACCCCUCCACUCAGGUAUCCAGAUCCAACCCGGAAUCCAACACCAAAUCUCCAUCGACAUUCAGGAUCCACCGAGUGGGAUAGGUUCACUAGAACAACUAGUCUUCGGUCGCCAGGUCCCCCCAUACAAUCGAUUUCUGGUAUGACGCCGCCUUUUAGAAAUGUUGAUUCUUGAGUUGCAAGGGGAAAUGGUGGUGGGGAACUGGAACCAAGGGGUCCUUACGCCAGGUUGAAUUGAGUUGUUAUAAUAGAGCAUGGAGCAAUCUAGUUGUGGAGUACGUUCAUUACAUUCCCUUUUGAGGUGCU